This is a messenger RNA of Uncinocarpus reesii 1704, 2421 nucleotides long. RefSeq lists its product as uncharacterized. The transcript is spliced from 5 exons. Gene Ontology annotation, biological process: mitotic chromosome condensation. Bases 1 to 2421 code for a protein of 806 amino acids. Lineage: Eukaryota; Fungi; Ascomycota; Eurotiomycetes; Onygenales; Onygenaceae. Gene Ontology annotation, molecular function: chromatin binding. The record is from RefSeq and is a predicted model, not a curated record. Gene Ontology annotation, cellular component: condensin complex.
AUGCCUCGAGUGGUCAACCCGCCCACCAAGAAUCAUGGCCGCCGCGGCAGUUCCAGACACGAUAGCACACCCAAAGCGUCUACAAUGAAGAUUCCUCUCAACGAUGACGUGGGCGAGAAAGUUGCGCGGCUUCAGUCCCGCCAGGCCCUGCACGAUAUGCAGAUGAAUCAGAUUAAGGCCGCGGUGAAGACGCCGAUGCCGCCAAGAAGAAUGAAUUACGAUAGAGCAUCCGCCAGUCCCCGUACGCCUCGUGCGUCGAUGCGCGGGAGGGAAAGCGAUGUCGAUGCCCUGGGAAGAGCCGUGACUCCCAUGAAACGCGUGCCUAUCCUCGCGAAUUUCGAGGAAUGGAUGAAAAUGGCAACAGACAACAAGAUCAAUGCUACAAAUUCUUGGAAUUUCGCUCUCAUCGAUUACUUUCAUGAUAUGUCUCUUUUGAAAGAAGGAGACGGUGUGAAUUUUCAGAAAGCCAGCUGCACGCUUGAUGGAUGCGUCAAAAUCUACACGAGCCGAGUUGAUAGCGUUGCCACUGAAACCGGCAAACUGUUAAGUGGCUUGGCAGAGUCCAAUAAUACCAGCAAAAGAAGACACGAAAAUGAAGAGGCGGCUGAAGAAGAUGGAGAUGAGGAGGAAGAGACUGGCGAAGAUGGAAUUAGAAGAAAGCGGAAAAAGGUUUCUCGCUCGCAUGAAGCCACGUUGGCCCCUUCUUUUGCCUCUUUACAACUAAAGAAAUUUGAGCUAGAAUUCGCGGUCGAUCCCCUAUUCAAGAAAGCCUCCGCCGAUUUUGAUGAAGGUGGUGCCAAAGGCUUGCUUUUAAACCAUCUUUCGAUAGACGGCCAAGGCAGGAUCGUGUUUGAUAGUAGCGACGACGUCGAUGCAACCGCCGAAGGAGAUGAGCAGCAACGAGAAGGGGAACAAGAAGGAUCAAAAUCCCCGACCCCCAGACCUCAAACCGCUAACUCUAUAGACGAACAAGUUGAGAUUGAUUUGGGACCUCUAGCAAGUAAAUUUUUCCCAGAUCUGGAUAGUCUCGCCGAGCAGGAUAUUUGCCCAUCCCUCAAAAACCUUGACUUUGGAGAUGGCACACUGGAUAUCCCGUUUCUCCGUGCCCCAGAAGACUGGCGACAAGAAAACGCGCAACCAGAUCAAGGUCUAAGGGACGCCUCCGGGAUUAUGCUUGAUGAUGACAUCGCUAUCGGGUUUGAUGAUGAUGAUGGCACUGUUUCUGGCUUUGACAUUGGCGGAGAUGUUGGUUUCGGUGAAGGUGGUGAGGUAUGGGCGAGAGAGGCUGCGCUCGAGCCGAUGUUAAAGGUCCACCGCGUAGAUUCGGGUGACGGGCCGAAUAAUGAUAGCUUGGGAGAUUGGGCAGGCCCGGAGCACUGGAAAAUUCGCAGAAUAAAGGAGACCACUGCCUCGAAUUCCAAUCCCGCUCCGCGACAACGGAAGGAGAAAGAACCCUUCGAGAUCAAUUUCUCUUCCCCGCUCGAUCUUGCUGUCGCAGAAAUAAUAUACGCUCAAACAAGUUCCAACUCUGCGAUCUCGUUGCCCAAAUCCCAAUGGAAAACCAAAGGGCGCAAUCUCCUCCCUGAUGACAAGCACUUCAACUCUCGUAAUCUUUUGCGACUGUUUCUGAAACCUAGAGCGCGGAUGGGCUUCCAUGCACGGAAUAAAGCUGGACAAAUGAAUAAUCGCCGUCCGAACGAAUUUUCGUCUACGAAUAAUGGUGAAAUUGAUGAAGCGUUCUGGGCAUCACAAAAACCAGGAAUGGGCCAAACAAACGCUGACGAGAAUGAGGCUGUUACUGGGACAUAUGAUGCCGACUUUUUUGCGGACGAUGAUGGCUUAGCCUUCCCCCACGGCUUACCUUUAGGAGUGGAUGACGAUGAUGAUAAUUUGCCAUUUGCUGAUGCCAGGGAAGCGUUUUCCCCUACAAUGGACCCUAAUGCACCGCAGGGGAGCCUCGGCCGGCGAGUCCGGAGGCCUCUCCGGGUAGCGAAGAAGGUUGACGUGCGAAGAUUAAAGGAAGUCAUGUGGAAAGGAAUGGGAGAUCGCUUAAUUGCUUCUUCAUUUAGUUCUGCUUCCCCGUCAGCAGCGGUAGCCACGAGCCCCCCGGCGCCCGUAUCUGACCCGAAUACUACAAGCGCCGACCUCAAUUCUGAAGCUUCAACGCAACAUAAUCCCUCGUCUGAUGAGUCAGAAAAUCUCCGGUUUACGAAUAUCAUAAACAAUUUACAAGGCUCAUAUCCUGAGCAAGCCAUGCGCGACAUUAGCACUUCAUACUGCUUCAUCUGUCUGCUUCACUUGGCAAAUGAAAAAGGACUGGUCCUAGAGAACCAAAAUGGGCUUGAAGGGGAUUGGAAUGGGAGGCUAGAGGAGAUCUUUGUGAGCAAAGAUAUGGGUGCAGUGAUUGAAGGUGAAGUCUGA